Messenger RNA from Colletotrichum costaricense, 1680 nucleotides. RefSeq lists its product as uncharacterized. The coding region runs from base 1 to 1680 and encodes 559 amino acids. Gene Ontology annotation, molecular function: zinc ion binding; DNA-binding transcription factor activity, RNA polymerase II-specific. NCBI's taxonomy places the organism in Eukaryota, Fungi, Ascomycota, Sordariomycetes, Glomerellales, Glomerellaceae. The record is from RefSeq and is a predicted model, not a curated record. The transcript is spliced from 3 exons. Gene Ontology annotation, biological process: regulation of DNA-templated transcription.
AUGUUUUACUAUCUCGCUCCAAGGCUAGCCGAUGACUGUCCAAUCAAGGUAGCCCGGCACAUCCAGUGCUUUUUCGACCGAGCGGGCUAUGGUUGCGGCGAGGAAUGGAUCAGCUCGGGUCGUAUCGUAGUCGAUGCUCUUCGGUACCUCGCCUGCUCGCUGGAUCUCUCUCUUUUUGCCCUGCACCUCAUCAACGGUACUCUUGUCCCCGUGACAAUGUCUGACGGUCCGAUUCGGAAGGCCUGCGAUCGGUGUCAUAGGCAGAAGCUCAGCUGUAAGCGCGUCGGCGAUGAAGCUUGUGAGCGCUGUAUCAGACUCAAGGAAGAGUGCACUUCGAGCCCUUCUCUGCGGUAUCGCAAGCAACACAGUCAGCAGCAGCAGCAGCAGCACCACCACCACAACCACAACCACCACCAAUACGGCUCAACAGGAGAGGUUGUACGAAGAGCCAUCCCGACUCCCAAGCGGCAGCGUACAGAGAGCGGGGCCGCCCAAGUCACACAGUCCGAUCAAGUUAUCGUCAAGACCCAACAUGGUGGUCCCGUCUGUGGUAACACGGCAUUCGGAGACAAUGCUGUCGUUUCACCUGAGGCCAUGCUUGACAUGGUCGAUUUCGACUUUGGCUUCGGCAACUCUGCCGGCCUCUAUCAACCCAGCACAAACCAACAACAAUUACCCCAGACUUUCACCGGAGCCAUGGACGAUCUGAUGUCAGGACAUGGAGAUUCCAUUACCCAUCCGUGGAGCCCAGUCCACUCGGCAACUUCAGACUCGGCAUUCACCUCACCCAUGGCACCGCAAGCAGACCAGGUCGGCCGGGUCUAUCUCGGAAGCCCUGCGUUGCAAAGGCAAUCUUCUUCAAGAUCGAGUAAGCCGCAUGACUUUACUCCACCACGGCGAGCAAGGAAGCGUGUCAAGCAAAGAACAAGGCAGAUCAUGCUCCGGCCGUACGCUGCUGGCCAAGGACCAUCGACUGGAGAGUGGAUGCCGCGCAUCACCGAAGUCAACUCCAGGCUCUUUGAGCUCUCGUCAAACCUACCCGCGCACAUCGACUCAUCCGAGGAGCCCGGCCGAUCCAGCAUAGCCUCAACGCCCGAUGACGGAAGCUCUACCUCGGCGCCUUUCCCAGUUGAUGAGAUGUUCAAACUCUCUCGACACUUUGCUGACCUUCUUGCGGAAAUGUCUCCACCGAUGGAGGCCGCCUCUCCCGCAAGCGAUGGCGGGAACUCUGUACUAGCCAAAGGACUCAACUCCUUGUCGGAUCCGGCGACCUGUCUCUUCGUCCUCUCGACGUAUGUUCGGCUUCUAGACAUGUACCAGAAGGUCUUCAGCUGCAUUCACUCAGAGCUAAAUCAGCUUGAGUCGGGUCACCUGUUUCAGUCAUGGAAACUUCCUGGCGUCACCGUGGGCUCCUUUGCCGUCGACUCGGCGCCGUCCCUCCAGAUGUCUCUCACGAUUCAGUUAGCGGAAGAGUUUCUUUUACAGAUGCGGCGAGCAUCUGCAUCACUCGAUCCGACUCUGCGAUCGGAUGGUUCACCAGCGGGAAAGGCCCCUGAUGCAGCCUCAAUGUUCUCUGGAGUAGUCGAUGUCUCAUUUCAGGCACUGAAGAGGCAAGAAGAAAGCCUAGGCAAGGAACUAAAGGAUCUACGGAAGGCAAUGGAGACUUCUCUCGACGGAUGA